Morchella importuna is the source of this 906-nucleotide messenger RNA. RefSeq lists its product as uncharacterized. NCBI's taxonomy places the organism in Eukaryota, Fungi, Ascomycota, Pezizomycetes, Pezizales, Morchellaceae. Bases 1 to 906 code for a protein of 301 amino acids. The transcript is spliced from 4 exons. The record is from RefSeq and is a predicted model, not a curated record.
AUGCGGUUCCAUUCACUGUUACUCGGGAUUGCGGCGUUGGGAUCCAUGGCGUCGGGGGCCGCAAUAGUGGCGAGGGAGGAGAAGAAGCCUGCCGCCGCGGAGCCGCCCAGUACAAAGUAUUUUCGUAAGUUCUGCCGAAACGAUCUUACGGGACACUACGAUGUACGAUUCUUCAAGGAGGUUGUCGAGUACGAUGAGCGACGGGACACAUUAACGCAUCUCGCCAAAGCCUGGCUACAGACCACCGCAAAGGAAGGGAUCGAGACCUGGAUCGCCCACGGCACCCUCCUCGGCUGGUGGUGGAGCGGAAACAUUCUGCCCUGGGACUGGGAUCUCGAUGUCCAGAUGUCGGCUAACACGCUGACCAUGAUUGGCGAGAAGUACAACAUGACACGGCACCACUACACCUCCGAGGACGGCACGGUGCAGCGCGAGUACCUGCUCGACGUGAACCCGUGGAUCUGGCAGCGCGUGCGCGGCGACGGAAACAACAUCAUUGAUGCGCGCUGGGUGGACGUGCGCAACGGGCUGUACAUUGACAUCACCGGCAUCGCCGAGACGAACCCGGACACGCCGGGGAUUCUCAACUGCAAGAACUACCACAGAUACAAGCCCGAGGAUAUCUGGCCGCUGCGUGACACAAUGUUCGAGGGCGUCCCCGCAAAGAUCCCGUACAACUUUGACGAGAUCCUGAUGAAGGAGUACAAGGCCAAGGCGCUCGUCGUGACCGAGUACGAGGGCCACCGGUGGAACACGCACACAAAGACGUGGGACCGUGCGCCGGAGGUGCCGGCCGGCCGCCAGGCGGAGAGCCUCCUGAAGACGGUCAGGGAGCCGGAGAAGUACUCGACGGUCGAGUCGGGCGGGUUCUUCUACAACGCCUUUAGGCUGCUGCAUUGGUGGUGA